AAUCCAACCCAUCCUUUAUUUCACCUUCCUCCCAAAGUUUUUUCUCAUUGUUCUCAAUAAAUAGAACAAGCCAGAGAGGAGAGACAACGUCAAGAUCCUUUUUUUCUCACUCUUUCCUCCAUCUCAUCUUUUCUUUUUAUCCUUGUUAACUGUUUUUUGUUAUUUUAGUGCCUUUUUUAUUAUUCAUACACUUUUUAUUUACUUGUAUUAUUUUAUUUCACAAAAGCGAUUCCCACACAGCCAUUCCUUUUUUGAAAUGGCCGUUUCAGAUGCAAUUCACACUCCACAGCUGGACGAAAACAUCGACUGGCCAACGCACGGACACUACGAGUACGCGCACCUAUACACUAGCCGCAAGGAAAUAACCACGUUCGACAAUAUCGCCAGUAUCCGCGCAUCCUACGACUACAUUGUCAUCGGCGCCGGGCCCAUCGGCGCAGCACUAGCAUACCGGCUGGCCCUCAACGAGCCGCAGAGCAGCAUACUGAUCAUUGAGAAAAACUGGAACGAGCCGGAUCGCAUCGUUGGCGAGCUCAUGCAGCCUGCCGGCUGCCAGGCAAUGUCCGCGCUGGGGCUUGGCAUGGCCUUCAGCGGCAUCGACGCGGUGCCCGUGCACGGCUACUAUAUCGCGUAUAAGGGCAAACAUAUGCACGUGCCGUAUAUUAACAAGCCUGGUGGCGGAGACCGCUUCCGCGGCGUGAGUUUCCACCAUGGCCGCCUGGUCAUGAAUAUCCGCGCCGCAUGCAAGGCACAGGCUAACAUCACGUGCCUCGAGGCAUCGGUCACUGCGCUGGACGCCGCUGGGUUCGGCAGUGGUGGCGAAAUAACGGAUGUACGCGGCGUGCGUAUCGGCCCAGCUCGCGACUCGGGCGACUCGGGCGACUCGGGCGACGAAAAGGGCGCCGCUGUGGCCGCGCGGCUGACAAUGGUGUGCGACGGCAUCACGUCGCAGUUCCGCAAGGUGCUCAACCCCGAGCCGGUUACUCUAAUCUCGCACUUUUGCGGUUUUGUCCUCGAGCAUGAGCCCAUCGCCUCCGCAGAGUUUUUCACGGGCGCAGCCGGUGCAACCACGCACUUUGCACAGCCACACAGUCCUGCGGCCAAUCCGCUGCCGAUGCCGCACAAUGGCCACGUGCUUUUGGACGGCAUUGGUCCGGUGCUUUUGUACCAAAUGUCUGAGCGCGAGACCCGCGUAUUGGCGGAUAUUCCCGGCGGUGCAUUGCCGUCGGAAGCCAGCGGGCAGCUGCGCUCGGUUCUGCGCGACUCGCUGAGCCGCGCGGCGCCCGCUGCGCUCUACCCAGGGCUGCACCGGCUGCUGAUGGACACGCUGGAGCAGGCAAAGCGCAUCCGCUGUAUUGGCAGCAAAUUCAUCCCGGCCACGGCCAACCACGUUGACGGCGCCGUGUGGAUCGGUGACGCCCUCAACGUGCGCCAUCCAUUGACCGGCGGCGGCAUGACCAUUGGACUCUGGGACGUCGUUCUGCUCACUGACCUUCUCCGCAAUUCGCCCAAGGACCCCGCCACCUUGCGCCGCAUCAAGGCCCAAUGGUACUGGCAGCGCCGCCCACGCGCCCUCGUCAUCAACACCCUCUCUGUCGCCCUCCAUGCGCUAUUUGCUGCUGAGACUAAGGAGCUCGGUCUCUUGCGCGAAGCCUGCUUCAUGUACCUCUCUUGGGGAUCCCACUACACCAUGCACCCGUCCGGCUUUUUGUCCGGAUUAAUGCCCAGCCCGAUUCUCCUGGUGUUUCACUUCUUUAGCGUCGCUAUUGUUGCUGUUUGGCUGCGUGUUUCGGGUGCGUCCAGUGCAUAUGCCGGAGGCAAUUUGCUUUUCCGCAUGUAUUCUGCACUGUACACGCUUUAUGUCGCGUCUGGCGUCAUUCUGCCGUUCAUGUGGAAGGAGAUGCAACCAUGAACUGAGAAGAAAAAAGAUUUAAUGACAUUUUCUGAUCGUUUAUUGGUGCCUUUUUUCAGUGGAAAAAGGAAAAAAUUUAUUUUGAUAUUUUCAUCCCCCCCCCCAACCCAACAAAAUUAAGCCAAGGCCAAAAAAGCCAUGGACACUCGAAACCAAUUUAUUUACUUUUCCUCUUUUCCAUUUUUAGUAGUUUUUAUGUUAAUUGCAUUUUAUAUAUCUUGUUUUUUAUUUUAUUAAAUUUCACACUAUUGCUU
Kickxella alabastrina is the source of this 2166-nucleotide messenger RNA. RefSeq names its product squalene epoxidase-domain-containing protein. The transcript has a single exon. Bases 257 to 1912 code for a protein of 551 amino acids. Gene Ontology annotation, cellular component: membrane; endoplasmic reticulum. Gene Ontology annotation, biological process: ergosterol biosynthetic process. NCBI's taxonomy places the organism in Eukaryota, Fungi, Kickxellomycota, Kickxellomycetes, Kickxellales, Kickxellaceae. The record is from RefSeq and is a predicted model, not a curated record. Gene Ontology annotation, molecular function: squalene monooxygenase activity; flavin adenine dinucleotide binding.